CCUAGUCCAAGUCCUAGUCCAAGUCCUAGUCCAAGUCCUAGUCCAAGUCCUAGUCCAAGUCCUAGUCCAAGUCCUAGUUCAAGUCCUAGUCCAAGUCCUAGUCCAAGUCCUAGUCCAAGUCCUAGUCCAAGUCCUAGUCCAAGUCCUAGUCCAAGUCCUAGUCCAAGUCCUAGUCCAAGUCCUAGUCCAAGUCCUAGUCCAAGUCCUAGUCCAAGUCCUAGUCCAAGUCCUAGUCCAAGUCCUAGUCCAAGUCCUAGUCCAAGUCCUAGUCCA
Uranotaenia lowii is the source of this 273-nucleotide messenger RNA. RefSeq lists its product as uncharacterized. The transcript has a single exon. The annotation marks the transcript as partial. Lineage: Eukaryota; Metazoa; Arthropoda; Insecta; Diptera; Culicidae. The record is from RefSeq and is a predicted model, not a curated record.